AUGUCUCCCAAUCUACUCCCUUCCGGGCAUGGCGACGACCAUGCCGACAAUGCUGACUAUUUCGCCAGAGCCUUUGAAGGCCAGCAGCCCGACGUGAAGGAGCAGGAUGCCACUCCCAAACCCUUUUCUGACGCCUGGAGGUUUACUCCCUCUCUCAUGGAUCCCAACUCUUACGCCUUCUCCGCCUUUGCCAACCAACCUCCGGGAUACUACACUCCCACCCCUGGCGGCUUUGGUACUCUCUAUCACCCUCAAGCCGGCGACCUUCACACGCCCGGUAUGGGAAUGAACACCCCGCUGUCGCUACCGCACUCUGUUCACGGGCUACACGCCCAGGACCACUUGAUGCAUCUCCAGCACUUCAAUCCCCAUCUUCUGCAUCAACCUCACCCCUUCCAGGAUCCUUUCCAUCCUCAGCAACCUCCUAUCCAUGUGCCGACCCAGCCACCACAGACGUUCGCUCCUCAGCAGUUCUUGCAGCAUCAGGACUCUGGCUAUGUCGCGAUGGACGAGACUCCCCAUAAGACGACCCCGACACAGGCCGAGAUGGGCAUUGAGCGACAGACCAUGAAUCAACCUAUGCGACAGUCGAUGUCUGGAAGCGUUGCCAUGACCAGUCUACCUUUGGGGGAAAAGUUUCGAUUUCACACGACACUGAAUGCUCCGACAGCGAUGGUCCGUCAUGCGGAUGAAAUCCCUAUCACCUACCUGAACAAAGGCCAGGCUUACACCAUGUCGAUUUGGGAUACCACUCCUCCCAUUCCGCAGAACACUCCUCUCAAGUAUCGUACUUACGUCCGAGUUUCCUUUGAAGACGAGCAGCAAAGAGCGCGACCUGGAGCAUGUUGGCAGUUGUGGAAGGAGGGCCGCGGUUCGAACGAAGCCCAUCAGCGGGGUGGGAGACUCCUGGCCGUGGAGUUCGUCGAACCAACCCUAAGUGGAGGCGAAGACGACUUGCGGAAAUCCCAAAUGCAACUCGAGAAAGCCUCAUUUGAUGGUUUCGCAGUCACCUGGUCUCCAAGUCCGGUCAACGGAAGUCCCGAUUGCUCCAUAUCAAUCCGUUUCAAUUUCUUGUCGACAGAUUUCAGCCAUUCUAAAGGGGUCAAAGGCAUACCAGUCCGACUGUGUGCCAAAACCGAGCUGCUCACCGCUCAGACAAGCGCCAGCAACGAGCCGGAGGUGUGCUAUUCCAAGGUCAAGCUUUUCCGUGAUCAUGGUGCAGAGCGCAAACUGUCGAAUGACGUUGCACAUGUGAAGAAAACAAUCGACAAGCUCAAACAGCAGAUUGCUCAAGCCGAAGCAGGCUUGGGAGGCUCUGGAAAGAGGAGAAGAAGCAGCUCAAUCGCAAAAGCCUCGGCGUCCAAACCUGGAAAAGUUGUCAAACACAAACGGACUUGGUCUGUUGACUCGGAAGCAGAGGGUGUCAAGUUCAACGCGGAAGAGGACCUUCAAAUGAAGCUGGUCAGCAUGCAAGAUAUGUUUUCUUCGACAAGACCCGUCAGCGUUUUGUUUUUGCGCGGUGACCCUGAAGAUGAUCCGGAUAUGCACCCUGUCAAGCUCCCCGGAGACGAUCCUGAAGGCAAAGAAAUUGUGCGGACCGGUACGUGGGAAUCGAGACACAGUGCAUCAGAUUCCCCCACGUCAAAUGCUGGUUCGCCAUCUUCGAGCUCUGCUUCACAGAACACCCCAAAGAGAAAAUUCUCCGACCUGCAACAGACUGCCAUCCUGGAAGAGGGAGAAAGCGAGUACGACCAUGAUCCCGCUGGAGGCGCCUCCGCCUCAAGACCAGUGAAGAUUCCAAAAACUGAGGCGGAAUCUGUCGCUAAACCGGAUCUUUUUGCUGUUGAUGUAGAUAGCAGCUAUCGGCCUCCUGUGGAAAGGCCUAUUCGGCCAGUUGCGUGCUUUUAUGUGCGCCAGAAAGACGCAGCUAAAGACUACUACCGCGCCAUAUACUUGAUGCAGCGCACCGUCAGAGACCUGAUCAACAACAUUGCGACAAAAUUCCAGAUCGACCCUCAGAGAAUUACUCAGGUCACACAUGUCAAUUCUCGCGGGCUUCACAUCAUCGUAGACGAGGAUGUUGUGAGAGAGCUCCCCGAGGGUCAAGAUAUGAUUGUUGAAUUCACAUCGCUCGACACCGAUCAACCGGUCAAACAAGAAUUCAUCGCGCCCGCAGCUACAGAGGUAAUGGUCGACGGCGAGAUGCCACCCGCGGAGUCUUUUAUUUCAGACCCGUUGGAGAUGUGGUUGAACUAUUGA
Molecule: messenger RNA, 2259 nt
Organism: Fonsecaea multimorphosa CBS 102226
Lineage: Eukaryota; Fungi; Ascomycota; Eurotiomycetes; Chaetothyriales; Herpotrichiellaceae
Exons: 3
Coding region: 1-2259 (752 amino acids)
Biological process (GO): regulation of transcription by RNA polymerase II
Cellular component (GO): nucleus
Molecular function (GO): DNA-binding transcription activator activity, RNA polymerase II-specific; RNA polymerase II cis-regulatory region sequence-specific DNA binding
Source: RefSeq, a predicted model, not a curated record